GUUCACAGACAUCCCCAACGGCUUGGCGGCCCUGACGAAGGUGCCUGGGCAGGGCUGGGCGCAGAUCGUUGCCUUCCUGGGCACUUACGAGCUCUUCAUCAACAAGCCGGUUGGCAGCGAGCCUGGAAAUUAUGGCAAGGGCAAUCUUGGCCUCGGCUUCCUGGGACCCGUGACUAAUGCUGAGGCCCGCACCCGCAAACUCUCAGCGGAGUUGGCCAACGGCAGGCUUGCCAUGAUGGCUAUCAUCGGCAUGUUGUUCCAAGAUGGACUCACAGGCUCGGCAUGGGGCGACUGGGCGCUGUACACGGACUCCCCUCUCCGAAGUGGCCUCAUGAGCCCCGGCUACAACACCCUGCCGGAGUGGGAGAAGCCAAACACUGGCUUCCAGGGAUUGACCGGCGACCAAGCGCCUCUGGGUUUCUGGGACCCGCUCGGCUUCUCCAAGGACCUGGACGUCGAGGUCUUCAAGAGGCGUCGCGAGACGGAGAUUAAGCACGGACGCGUGUCGAUGUUCGCUUGCAUGGGUGAUGAGCUGA
Symbiodinium pilosum is the source of this 536-nucleotide messenger RNA. The record is from the annotation of a GenBank genome assembly. Lineage: Eukaryota; Dinophyceae; Suessiales; Symbiodiniaceae.